AAUUCGACGAUGUUGCGAUUCAUUUCCUUUCGGCAAACUUCCGGCGUUGACACUCGAGCCUCUCCAACUUUCCAUCGCUCUCUACCUUUUUCCGGUUCUUUGCAAAAGUGUUCUACAUCUAUUCAAAAUGGCCAAACGCACGAAGAAGGUCGGAAUCACCGGUAAAUAUGGCACCCGCUACGGUGCCUCCCUUAGAAAAAUGGUGAAAAAAAUGGAAAUCACACAACACAGCAAGUACACUUGCUCUUUUUGCGGCAAAGAGGCAAUGAAACGCAGCGUUGUAGGAAUUUGGUCGUGCAAACGAUGUAAGAGGACAGUUGCUGGUGGUGCAUGGGUAUAUUCCACAACUGCUGCCGCUUCAGUAAGAUCAGCAGUGCGCCGAUUACGUGAAGUUAAGGAACAAUAAACAUAUGUAAUAAAUAUCUUUUUGUCAAUAUUUA
This is a messenger RNA of Formica exsecta, 440 nucleotides long. RefSeq names its product 60S ribosomal protein L37a (gene RpL37A). The record is from RefSeq and is a predicted model, not a curated record. Lineage: Eukaryota; Metazoa; Arthropoda; Insecta; Hymenoptera; Formicidae. Gene Ontology annotation, biological process: translation. The transcript has 3 exons. Gene Ontology annotation, cellular component: ribosome. Gene Ontology annotation, molecular function: structural constituent of ribosome. The coding region runs from base 128 to 406 and encodes 92 amino acids.